Sorghum bicolor (sorghum) is the source of this 1838-nucleotide messenger RNA. RefSeq lists its product as uncharacterized. Gene Ontology annotation, molecular function: ubiquitin-protein transferase activity. Lineage: Eukaryota; Viridiplantae; Streptophyta; Magnoliopsida; Poales; Poaceae. The record is from RefSeq and is a predicted model, not a curated record. Bases 192 to 1475 code for a protein of 427 amino acids. The transcript is spliced from 6 exons.
ACUACAACCAUUUCCCGUCUUCCACCCUCCUUCCAUCCAUUCCGUUCGGACACACCGUCCUCGUUUCUCUCUCCCCUCCCCUGUCCUUCCCCUACGUGCUCACGGUCCCCCCCCAUCCCCACGAGGGCCUCCGCGGCGAGGAAGAGAGAGACAGAGAGGCAGCAGCAGGCGGAGCGGGGGGACGCGCGCAGAUGGAUCUGGAGAGGUCGCCGCCGGCGUCGCCGGCGGAGGCGGCCGGGGGCGGGGCCGCGGCUUGCUCCAUCUGCCUGGAUCCGGUGCUCGCCCGCGGCGCCGGCCGGUCCGUCGCCAAGCUGCAAUGCGGACACGAGUUCCACCUAGAUUGUAUUGGGUCCGCAUUCAAUGCAAAAGGAGCGAUGCAAUGUCCUAACUGUCGGAAGAUUGAGAAAGGCCGAUGGCUUUAUGCAAGCGGACACCGCCCCUCUGCUGAUAUUGAUAUGGGUGGCUGGGUGACUGGUGACAACUAUGAUAUCACCUCCGAGCUUCCUUUUGGAUUUCAAUGGUGCCCCUUUAGUGGAUUCACCCAGCUAGCAUCUGUGUUUGAGGAGCGUGAAGCUGAGCCAACUUAUCACACAACUGGAGACCACUCAAGUGCUGCAAGCAGUUCACUUGUUUGCCCAUAUCUUGCCCUGCGUGGUUUUCUCCAUCCUGUUCACGUGCCUUCUACUUCCAAUUCUGGUGCUGAAAGCACUUCAUUUCAUCGACAUUCAACUGGCUUGGAAGGCCAUGCCACUCCUGAUUUGAAUAAUGCUCCAGUUUUCCAUGCUACCGAGUCAAGAAAUCAUGACAGUGAGCACAGACAUUUGAGUAAUCUUCCUGUAUCAGGAAUUCCUGAAUAUUCUAUGACUCCAUUUGGUAUAGGAGUACCAAGAUAUGACAGUGGCAGUCAACAGAGAUUGAGAUCAUAUGCACAUCAUCACCCCCUAAUCCAUAGGCCAACACCUCGCAGUGGAAGCAACUUGGUGGCACCAUUAGGGUCAGUUCCAGCUGUCGUGGCAGAGACUAGAGGCCAUGGUCAUGGUGCAAGAGGCCAUAUGUACCAACAGUCAAUGCACUCAUCUGUGCAGGGCAGCCCGUUCCCUCCUACCACUAGAAGGGUUAGGCCGAGAGCUUUGACAAUUACAUCUUUCAUUGCGGCGACUUCCUCAGGUGAGAUUGGAGGGCCUCAUGCCCAUGGAUUUUCCGCUCCUGGAGCUGUGAACAGGAGCGUUUCUGAUGCUGAGGGCAUCUCUAGACCCAUCGACCGACCAUAUACAUGGGGUCGGGAGGGCUUUGCUCCGUUCCCCUGGAUCCCUGCUGAAGGCGAGUCUCACUGGUGGGGCACCUUCAAUCCUAUGCAGAACCAUGCACAUGGAAGUUUUACCAGAAGGCCUGCUGGGGAGCGGAUGCCACAGAGUCACCCAGAGAACGGCUAUCAGCCUGUGCCCCCUUCACAGAGGAUGCCUCCGUUCUUGUGAUUGUGAUUGUGAUUGGAUGAGGCUGUUCCUCCAAUUGUUGUGUAUAAACAUUAUUUGAUUCGAGACUUGAGAGAGAACAAUGAGCGAAGGUCGACUGCACUGCAGCAUUGAAACUGGUCAGUUAUGAGACCUGUAUGAUGUUUAUGCCGCUGGUAUUUUAGAGUUCUCGGUCCACCAGCACUCAGGUUUCAUUGAGCGCUGUAGUUUGUCCUAACUGAUAUGGUGUUGCAUUGAGAAGGACUAUUUGGAAACAUGAGUUAAACUGCAUCUCUGGUCCCUGGGAUUCAAAAGUACCGAGUCCAGCUAUGAAAUUUGUUCGUCACAAUCGUGUAUUUCUGAAUGAUCUUUGGCCUACAUUUGUUU